Striga asiatica is the source of this 900-nucleotide messenger RNA. The record is from the annotation of a GenBank genome assembly. NCBI's taxonomy places the organism in Eukaryota, Viridiplantae, Streptophyta, Magnoliopsida, Lamiales, Orobanchaceae.
AUGGCUCACCUUGAAAAACAAGAAACCUACCCACUCGACCACAACUCCUACAAAAUCCUCGACGAGAUCGGGCGUGGGACGAACAUCACUGUAUACAAAGCCAUCUGCAUCCCCAUGAACUCCUCCACAGUCGCAAUCAAAGCCAUCGACAGGGACGGAUACCAUUACAAUCGUAAUAGCAGCAACAAGGCUGAUGGAAGUGGUGGCAAUAGGUUCCCGAGGAGUUUCAAGGAUAUGGUAGGGUUGUGCCUCGAGCGAAAACCUUCGAGGAGGCCGUCGGCCGAUAAGCUGCUCCGGCACCAGUUUUUCAAGGGAAACGUCAAGGGUCCCAAUUAUUUGGUUAGGAAUGUUCUGCAGGGACUGCCGCCCGUUGAGCGGAGGUUUAAGGGUGCGAAGAUCGAUGAUCGGCGGCUCAGGUCGCUCGAGAAAAUAGAGUGUGAUGACGAGGAUGGCGAUGAGAUAAUAACGAGAAAGAGGAGGAUUAACGGGUGGAAUUUUAACGAUGAGGGAUUUAAGAUGGAGCCCGUUUUCCCACCCGAUCACGACAAAGAAAAUGUUGAAAAGCAAGUGAGUCCUGAAGACGAGGGUGUGAUUCAAGAAAAGGAAGGCUCCGAGGGGUCAAUUUCGGCCUGUUCGGUUGCGGAUUGGGGUGGCGGUGUUGCGGGGGUGGUGUUGGAGGGUUUACUUUUCCUGAGGAGGAGUUUGGAUUUGCAGAGGCAGCAGGUGGAGAAGAUGAUUGCGUUGGUAAGUGGGGAAGAGAAUGGCGAGACGAGCAUGGAGGAUCAGAUGGCGCAGACGGUCGAAAAGUUGAAGAUGGAUUUGCAUGUUGAAAGGAAGAAGAGAGCGGAUUUGGAGAUAGAGUUGGAGUUUCUCAUGUUGCACCAUUCCAGUGAAUAUUAA